AUGGCUACAGGUAAAGCUACUGGGCUGGUCACUACAACGAGGGUAACUCACGCCACUCCUGCGGCCAUGUAUGCCCACUCCGCCAGCAGAUACUGGGAGUCUGAUGAUAAGAUGCCAGAAGGUUCCCGUAGUACGUGUAAAGACAUCGCUAGGCAACUGGUAGAAGAUGAACCUGGCCGCCACAUAAACGUAAUACUCGGUGGAGGACGUCGUCAUUUCCUGCCAAAAAACAUGCGAGAUCCUGAAAGGCCAGCUAACUUAGGUCGACGUGGGGACGGAAGGAACCUGAUUGAAGAGUGGCUUAGGGACAAAAAGUCACGAGAACUUCGCCAUCGUUUUGUGUGGAAGAAAGAAGACUUUGAAGCUGUUGAUACUGGGAGGAUCGACUAUUUGUUAGGGUUGUUUGACUACUCUCAUAUGACUUAUGAAACUGACCGAGACAGCAGUCCUACUGGAGAACCCUCCUUGGCUCAGAUGACCCAGAAAGCUAUUGAAAUACUCCGUAGAAACCCUCACGGAUACUUCUUAUUAGUAGAAGGUGGCCGAAUAGACCAUGCCCAUCACUUUAAUAAUGCUUAUCGUGCUCUUACGGACACAUUGGCACUAGAGGACGCUGUAAACAAGGCAUUAGAGAUGACAAGAGCAGACGAUACUUUAAUUGUUGUGACUUCAGAUCAUUCGCACGUGUUUGCUUUUGGUGGUCACCCUAAACGAGGAAAUCCAAUUUUAGGAGACAAUGGACUGUCUAAGGUUAUCCAACGUGAAGAUGAAAUAGCAAAAUUAAAACCUUCCAAAACUUCAACUAAUGACAAAUAA
Molecule: messenger RNA, 816 nt
Organism: Limulus polyphemus (Atlantic horseshoe crab)
Lineage: Eukaryota; Metazoa; Arthropoda; Merostomata; Xiphosura; Limulidae
Product: alkaline phosphatase, tissue-nonspecific isozyme-like
Exons: 6
Coding region: 1-816 (271 amino acids)
Biological process (GO): dephosphorylation
Molecular function (GO): alkaline phosphatase activity
Source: RefSeq, a predicted model, not a curated record